AUGGGAGAAUUCACUUGGAGAGAAAUAUCAGCAUGUGGCGCUACAGCAUUAGGACUACUUUGGUCUUUAAAUCAACUUUAUAAGAGUUAUAAUAAUUCAAAAUUAACAAAAUUAUCACCACCAACUGUGGGAGUUGAAGGAUUAAUUGGUAAUACUCCAAUGAUUUUAAUUAAAUCACUUUCCAAGGAGACAGGUUGUAAUGUUUAUGCUAAAUUAGAAUACCUAAAUCCAGGUGGUAGUGCAAAAGAUAGAGUUGCUUUAGCUAUAAUCCAAGAUAAAGUUUCCCAGGGUUUAUUAAAACCAAAUGGGACAGUUUAUGAAGGAACUUCAGGUAGUACAGGUAUAAGUAUAGGUACUGUGGGGAAUUCAUUAGGUUACAAAUCAGAAAUUCAUUUACCUGAUGAUACUUCACCUGAUAAAUUAGCAUUAUUUGAAACUUUAGGUGUUGAUAUAGUUAAAGUUAAACCUGCAUCUAUUGUAGAUCCAAGUCAAUAUGUUAAUAGUGCUAAAAAUGCUUGUGAUAAUAAUGAUGGAAGUGGUGGUGUAUUUGCUGAUCAAUUUGAAAAUGAUUGUAAUUGGAAAAUUCAUUAUAAUACAACAGGACCUGAAAUUUUUAAACAAUUAAAUGGUAAAAUUGAUAUUUUCAUUGCAGGUUGUGGUACUGGUGGUACAAUUGCAGGUGUAUCAAAAUAUUUAAAACAAAAUAUUCAAACCAUAACUACAAUAUUGGCAGAUCCUCAAGGUAGUGGUUUUUUCAAUAGAAUAAAUUAUGGAGUUAUGUAUACAAAUGAAGAAAAAGAAGGUACAAGAAGAAGACAUCAAGUUGAUACAAUAGUAGAAGGAAUUGGAUUAAAUAGAAUAACUCAUAAUUUUGCACAAGGUGAAGAAUUUAUAGAUGAAUCUAUUAAAAUCACUGAUGAACAAGCUAUUAAAAUGGCUAAAUAUUUAAGUGUUAAUGAUGGAUUAUUUAUUGGAUCUUCAACAGCAAUUAAUGCAGUUGCUACAUUAAAAGCUGUAAAGCAAAAAAAUCUUGAAAAUACAGGGAUUAAUAUUGUUAUUAUUGCUUGUGAUAGUGGUACAAGACAUUUAAAUAAAUUUUGGAAAGAAGCAUUAAAAAUUGAUAAUAAUGUUAGUAUAGAUGAUAUUUUACAAUAA
Molecule: messenger RNA, 1155 nt
Organism: Hansenula ciferrii
Lineage: Eukaryota; Fungi; Ascomycota; Saccharomycetes; Phaffomycetales; Wickerhamomycetaceae
Gene: MCY1
Product: putative cysteine synthase
Exons: 1
Coding region: 1-1155 (384 amino acids)
Cellular component (GO): cytoplasm
Molecular function (GO): cysteine synthase activity
Source: RefSeq, a predicted model, not a curated record